Anopheles marshallii is the source of this 987-nucleotide messenger RNA. RefSeq names its product succinate--CoA ligase [ADP/GDP-forming] subunit alpha, mitochondrial-like. The transcript is spliced from 4 exons. The coding region runs from base 1 to 987 and encodes 328 amino acids. The record is from RefSeq and is a predicted model, not a curated record. Gene Ontology annotation, biological process: tricarboxylic acid cycle. Gene Ontology annotation, molecular function: succinate-CoA ligase (ADP-forming) activity; succinate-CoA ligase (GDP-forming) activity. Lineage: Eukaryota; Metazoa; Arthropoda; Insecta; Diptera; Culicidae. Gene Ontology annotation, cellular component: mitochondrion; succinate-CoA ligase complex (ADP-forming).
AUGGCUGCCGCAAGUGCAAGGCUUUUCUCGCGGGUAAAAGAUGGCUUCACAACCAGCGUCCGUUUCGCGAGCUACGAAGCUACGCGAAAGAACCUGAAGCUCAACUCCAACUCGAAAGUGAUCUGCCAGGGUUUCACCGGCAAGCAGGGUACCUUCCACUCGCAGCAAGCCAUCGAGUAUGGCACGAAACUGGUCGGCGGAGUGUCCCCCGGCAAGGGAGGUCGCACGCACCUGGAUCGUCCAGUGUUUAACACAGUGGCCGAAGCCAAGAAAGCCACGGGAGCGGAAGCUACCGUGAUCUACGUGCCACCGCCCGGAGCCGCAAAGGCCAUCAUGGAGGCAAUCGAAGCGGAAAUGCCAUUGAUUGUCUGCAUUACCGAGGGUGUGCCGCAGCACGACAUGGUGAAGGUGAAGCACGCCCUACUGGCACAGGAUAAGUCGCGCCUUGUCGGCCCCAACUGCCCCGGAAUUAUUGCACCCGAGCAAUGCAAAAUCGGUAUUAUGCCGGGACAUAUUCACAAACGCGGCAAAAUUGGUGUCGUGUCUCGAUCGGGUACCCUGACCUACGAAGCCGUUCAUCAGACAACCGAGGUCGGCCUUGGUCAGACGCUGUGCGUCGGUAUCGGCGGUGAUCCGUUCAACGGAACCGACUUCAUUGACUGCCUGGAGGUCUUCCUGAAGGAUCCCGACACCAAGGGUAUCAUCUUGAUCGGUGAAAUCGGUGGUGUGGCCGAGGAAAAGGCUGCCGAUUACCUUAUGCAGUACAACCAGGGCAUCAAAGCGAAACCUGUAGUAUCGUUCAUUGCUGGUCUUUCGGCUCCACCCGGCCGUCGUAUGGGCCACGCUGGUGCCAUUAUUUCCGGUGGAAAGGGAGGUGCUCAAGAUAAGAUCAACGCACUGGAGAAGGCUGGUGUGAUCGUUACGAGAAGCCCGGCGCAGAUGGGCAAGGAAUUAAUCAAAGAGAUGAAGAGAUUGGAGUUGGUUUAG